AUGGCGGACUGCGUUGUUUGGCGACCCCCGUGAAAUGGUCGUUCGACCCCAAAUGGGGUCCCGACCCACAGGUUGAGAACCACUGGCAUAGAAUAACUCCAGCAUUGUUCACGUUGUUGCCAAGCAAGGGAUCUUGCCAGACAUAUCUGAGGGAUUGGGAUGGUCAUUUAUUUAUAUCUCACUUUUGUUAUUAGUGUUAUAAAUAAUUCAAUGUGGCGAAGAUACCUAACACUCCCGUUUCCUCUUAUUUUCUCCACAACGACCCUGUGAGGCGAGUUGUGUUGAGAGAGAGUAGCUGGCCUGAAGUCUCCCAGCCAGCUUUCAUGCCUAAGUUCGGACUAGAACUCACAGCCUCCUGGUUUCUAGCUUGGCACCUUAACCACUGGACCAAUAAUGGCUUUCCUGCCCCUGUGUUACACUAAGGUGGGACCAGGCAUUUUUGUUUAUGCCAGAUAAUGAUGCCAUUGGUGAAUGUCUCCAUACUCGGUCCCCAUUCAUGCCAGAAACAUCCCUUUGCAAGCGAUUAAAUUAGCUUUCCCAAAUGAAAUCUACACUGAGAGGACACAGAGUCCAACAACCAUAUUGUCCAUGCGCUCUUAUUGCCUAGUUGUCAUUCCUCUUUUGUUGCUCGCUACACAUACACAGUGGUUGACCAUUAGAAUGACUUGUGGACAUUAUUCUUUUUACAGCCCACGUGUUCUCCAGGUUGUCUUGAACUGAAUCCGUGAGUAGAAAUGUCAGCUCAGUUCCUGACCGAUUCCUCUGAAGUUUGUUGAAUGGAAGCAUGGACUGUUGAAGAAUGAUGCCCGAGUCCCUCAGCUUUGGGUCUUUCAGCGUUGGGGCCUGUUGCAACCGCCAGUGACGCCAUGGCCCACCACAAUGUCAGUUUCCAGCCUGAAUCCUCAGCACCACGUUCAGACUCCAAGGAGGAAACCGUGGAUCGCAAGGAAGAAACGGCCAAUACUGAGCCCAGCCCCUUGGACUGCGUUAUCUGCUUCACCCCUUACGACCAGCUCUUUAAACUGCCAAAGGAGCUGAGCUGCAGUCACGUCUUCUGCCUGGAGUGCCUGGCCCGCAUCAAUGUCUCUUCAGAAGAUGUCAAUGCCAUCACCUGCCCCGUCUGCCGGGCACCCACCGUCUUGACCCCCCGCAAGGGCCUGCCGGGGCUUCCCACCCGCCGCGACCUGCUGGAGCAGCUCACGGCAAUGCCGGUGCCCCCUGGCUCGGUGCGCUUUGAUCGUCGGCGGGGUCUGCUCUACUUGCCAGGGGGGAACAAAAGCGGGGCUCAAGUUGGAACGAAGCCGGGACCUCCGCUCAACACUGUCAGUUUGAGUGUCGAUGUCGGCAGGCCCCCACCUCCAGGAUCAGCCCGGAGACUGGCCAUCUCGGGCUGGCCGUUCUAUGCCGCUCUGUCAGUUGCUUUGCUAGUCACCGUCGCCCUGAUAGUCUGUGGCAUCUACAUCUUCAUGAUGCCUUCUAUGUACAUUUCAGUGGGAGGAUUUCCCAAAGGGAAUCACAGCUCGGCCUUUGAGAGAAACGAAUCUAGUCCAAUAAGCCAUCACUCGCCCUAACGCUAAGAGAUGGGUUUCCUGCCCUUCCUGCAUCCACCUGUGAUGAUUGUGCUGCUGGUAGUUUCAGAUUCUCCAGAAACUCCCUGGCCGCCUCCAGUUGUCUGCACAGGAUGAAUGGGAAGAUAAAGCUUAACUCUGUCUGCUAAUCCUUUUCAUCUCUGGAGGCUGUGGCACCAGCACUUUAUUGGCGAAUCACUCCUUAGACUUCUGCUGGCAAUUUCUCUCGCAGUCAUCUUUGGAUGAGGUGAAUUGGAGAGGUUGACGUUGCCCCUUUGCUGUUUUAUCGCCCGUGGGAACAGGCUGGUAGAAAAACGGAGCCAUGUUAUAUCUUCUUGGUGGAUGGGAGACUUUAUUAAUCUGCCUUAAUUGGCACCUUGGCAGAGACACACACCAUGGUCUUAAAGUGUUGCCAACCUUCCUUAUCCUGGUGCCUUCCAGGCAUGCUAGUUCAUUAACUCCAACCCCCUCCAGAAAGUUGUAGUCAGCUGUUGGUGCCAGGCUGGGAAUAUCAUUUAAGAUGAGGAGAACAACAUUUCAGGUGCCCAAACCAGUGCCAGCUUGAAACUCUUUCUCCAAUCAGGAAUGCAAUGCAAGACAGAAUACGAUGGGGGGUGGUGAUAAACUCUUAGAAAACAUGCUUAGAGAGAAGCAAAUGAGGAGGAUGUUUCCAUUGGCCUUUUCUCCUGAACAGCUGGUGGAAUCUGCUCUGAGGUUUUGCUUCGCAACUGGAUCUGGCACAUCACUUCCAGGGAUUGAGGUGUCUUUGGCAAGGCAUCCUCAUCCCUGGCAGCUGCACUUUCACUGUUCUUGGUGCUUGUUUUUUUUUUUUUUUUUUUGCUUUCUAACCUCUCCUCCUGGCUACCCUACUCAUAGGAGCAGCUUGGCAGAGAAAUUCACUUGGUGUUGGGUUCAGCUGUGAGCAACUUGCUAAACAUACCCAAGUGAGAUUAAUUGUUGAUGCUGCUCUGGAGUUCUGGCGAGUGUGAAUGUAGAACUCAAGCCUUGUGGAUCGCAACAGCCUAAUGAAGGACUGUAGGAUUAUCACUUCCAGCUUCUUGCUUGUUUUUGCUACUUCAUUUUUCUCCCAUGUUCUGUGGCCUGAACAACUGUGUGGAAAGCAGGAAUUCAAAAUGCCAAGGUUUCCCUAGCAUCAAACAUGUAGUAAAGGGAGGGGGCUUUACUUGCUCUGAGAUACUUGCGGUGUAGGCCAAGACUCGGACGGAGAGAUGGGGUGGAACAGACCUGUGGUAGAGGCUUGGAGAUUUUAUCUCCAGCUCAGAGUCAUAUUUUUUAGUGGGUUGUGGUUAUUAAUUGGCUGGGGGGAAAAAAAACCCCAUCUGGCUUUGUGUCUGUGCCUUUAAUAGCAGCAGAAAAUGCACAGAUCAGCAGAUAAAGAAGAGAAGCAGUUAGUGGCAAUUAAUGCAGGUCAAAUUACUCUGGAACUCAAUAGGACAGAUUGGUUUAGGGAAGGAAGAAUGCCAAUAAAAUUCUGCAGUCUUCAGGUUUUGUGCCUUAGAAAUUACUUUUUGUUUCUUCUGUUGUUGGCCGCUUCUGUAGCAGGAUCACCUCAAUCCUGGAAAUACCUCAAAGCUGUUUCACCAUCCUGCAUAGGAAAUCUGUAUUAUCGGGGGGGGGGGGGGGGGAAG
Molecule: messenger RNA, 3217 nt
Organism: Crotalus tigris (Tiger rattlesnake)
Lineage: Eukaryota; Metazoa; Chordata; Lepidosauria; Squamata; Viperidae
Gene: RNF225
Product: ring finger protein 225
Exons: 2
Coding region: 867-1571 (234 amino acids)
Biological process (GO): protein ubiquitination
Molecular function (GO): ubiquitin protein ligase activity
Source: RefSeq, a predicted model, not a curated record